AUGUUUAGAUCUGUACUAGCAGUAAUAAGCAUUAUUUGUAUUGAAUUAUGUACCGGUGCUGUGCCCUGGGAACCAGUGCCCACGGCCAAUGGGGCCUUACACAUCCAGUUACUCCUUCAGACAAACCUAAACCGGGCUAAUAUUAGGGCCUUUCUUAUUGGCUCAUCCGGCGUACAAUUUUGGCAAAAUGAAGGCAAUGAUGUCAGUUAUGGUCACUUGUGGGACACCUAUUACUUAUCUAAUGGGAUAUACAAUUAUGGUGUGGGAGGAGAUACCACAUCUAACGUGUUGUGGAGAAUACAGAAUUAUGAGCUAGAUGGCAUAAAUCCUAAAGUUUUUGUGGUUGGAUUGGACCCGGCGUUUAACACCAUGUUUUAUAAUAAGCCCUCCCCAUCAGCCUAUGAUGUUUAUAGAGGACUGGUAGAGAUCAUCAAUGAAUUGAGGAUAAAGUUCCCCAACAGUAAAGUACUGAUAAUAGGCUUCCCGUACAGCGACCCCAGUAUUAAUGAAAGGUCACAACAAAUCAAUUCUCAAUUCAAGAGUAUUGUCGACGGAAUUAAUAUAAUGUUCAUCGACUUGACACCAGUGCUGACCAAUAGUAAUGGACAACUGAACCUGGAUUAUUUCAAAGAUGACCAUGUUCACCUUAAUUCUCUGGGUUUAGAGUUAACAAAAAUAAUGUUCAAAUUAAUUGUAUUGACAAUAAUAUGUGUGAACGUAUGCGGGGCUGAUGUCCAGCCCUGGGAACCCCAACCGGGAAAUGAGGGUUGGCUACAGAGACACAAACAGUUGCAGAAAUACACUGAAGACAAUAAAAGCAAAAUCAAAGCCUUUUUUAUCGGCGCCUCCAUUACGGAUAACUGGCACUCGGAUGGCAAAGAGGUUUGGGACUCUUAUUUCGCACCCAAAGGGGCCGCCAAUUAUGGUAUAGGAGGCGACACCACAUCUAAUGUGUUGUGGAGAAUACAGAAUAAGGAAAUCGAUGGACUCAACCCCAAAGUGAUUGUCAUGUCUUGUGGGCCCGGUUACAACACAAUGAACAAAAACCCUUCUCCUUCAGGACCCGACAUAUUGCGAGCCGAGGAGGAGAUAAUCAAAGAAUUGAGGGCUAAAUUCCCGACCAGUAAAGUGAUAAUCAUAGGACACACCCCUUAUAUCAUUGAAAGUAUUAGUGAGAGAUCCAAACAAAUCAAUGUCGACCUCAAGAAGUUUGCCGACGAAAAGGAUGUAUUUUUCAUGGAUUUAUCACCACAUAUGGUGGACAGUAAGGGUCAACAACUGCCACAACUCUUUAAGUCGGAUCACUUGCACUUCACUCCCGAGGGAUACAAAGUGUGGCAACAAGUCAUGGGUCCACUGUUUGAACGACUUAUGAAAUAA
Oppiella nova is the source of this 1380-nucleotide messenger RNA. Lineage: Eukaryota; Metazoa; Arthropoda; Arachnida; Sarcoptiformes; Oppiidae. The record is from the annotation of a GenBank genome assembly.